Oncorhynchus masou masou (cherry salmon) is the source of this 2631-nucleotide messenger RNA. RefSeq lists its product as uncharacterized. Gene Ontology annotation, cellular component: membrane. The record is from RefSeq and is a predicted model, not a curated record. The coding region runs from base 354 to 1421 and encodes 355 amino acids. Gene Ontology annotation, molecular function: signaling receptor activity. The transcript is spliced from 7 exons. NCBI's taxonomy places the organism in Eukaryota, Metazoa, Chordata, Actinopteri, Salmoniformes, Salmonidae. Gene Ontology annotation, biological process: adaptive immune response.
GGGGCAGCUUGGUGGAAACUGGACACAUUUUUACCCCACUCAUUUGGAACAGGACCGAUCUGAACCAUCUUUGUAAGAGGACCACUAGAUGGUCUUGGGUCGUGAACUUGACUUUCUCAAGUAACUGUUUGCAAUAUCUCCCAUGACGUUACAGUGAAUAGUUGGUCAUUUGUGGUUUGAGGUGGAGAAGUUCCUGUAACUAGUCACCAAUUUCCCCUCAUCUGGCUGAGACCUUCCCCAGUCAAGUGAGUCACACUCAACAAUUCUAGUCUAAUACUCCACUUAUGUCUGAGGCUCACUGCAUGCUGCUCAGUGUGUGAUAGCAUCGUCAUAUAAGAACAAGGGAAGUCAUUAUGACUCUUCAUCUGUCAGGUGUUUGGCUGCUGCUCAUCACACAUACAGUGUUGGUGUUCUGUGAUGUGGAAUACCUGGAGAGAACGCAGGGUGACUCUAUAGAGUUCGACUGUAUCUCUGAGUUCAAUGCCUCCAAGCCUAUUGGGCUCUACCUGAAACGCAAGUGGCUGCAGCCCAACCAAGAGGUCCUGUUCGUGUUUACUGAACAAAAGCCUUCGUUUUACGGUGACGUCAAAGAGCGCAUCCAUGUCACGGGAGACCCGAGUACUCACCGGGUCAACGUGACCCUCAGCCAGCUGAAGAGAACAGACACAGACAUCUACUACUGUGAGUUUGUCUUCCCGGACGCCUCCAGCGCCGAUCAAAAGAUUCCAAGCAAUAUGGAGUUCUUUCUGUACGUUGACAAUAUUGAAGAUGUCCCAGACAACAAGAUGGAUGUAGGCCUGAUAGAGACGUGCGCCGGGGGGUCAGCUGUCCUCCCCUGCCUCGCCCCCUACGGUUCCCCCUCGGCCAUGGAAGGGGUAUGCCUGAAGAGGCGGUGGGGCCGGGCUCCAGUGGAGGUGCUGUUCCACUCAAAGCGCCCCUCUUCCUCUGCCUCGUUCCCCCCAGAAGAGAGGCUUCACCUGGGCACGGGCCUGGGCGGCCUGGCAUACAACCUCACCCUGCUAAAGAUGCAGCCGGAAGAGAGCGCCUUUUACAGCUGUGAGCUGCUGCUCCCCGGCAGGUCCGACAACAGUGCCAGGCUAGGGAGAUACGUGUACUUUGUGUCUGUGCAAGGUGUUAGGUGUAGCUGUACUGGUUACACUCCACUGCUCUAUGCCCUUUCUGCUGCUGUGGGGCUGCUACUCAUCUUCCUUAUGGCCCUGGGAGUGGCUCAUUAUGGUAAGACCCGAGGAGACCGUGUCAAACCGCAGCCCCAUCAGGCUUCCAUCUACGAGGAGAUGGUUGGGGUGCGGCCCCCCAACCGGAAUGGAAAAGUGUCUCCCCUCUUACCACCCGAGGCCCCUCCUCUGAGUUCUCAACAGGAAAACCACAGAGAGGCCCGAAGAGUCACCGCUUGUAUCUGAAACUGCGAGGAACAAGGUCUGCCCAAUCUCACCAACACAGUGUUUGACUAUAACUACAACUUACAUAACCUUAAAUUUGGACAAACAAACAUCCACCUAACUUAGUUUGUUGAACUGUAAAUACUGUUGUGGCAUAAACAAUGUUUUGUAUUUGAUGUAAAUGCUGGCAGCUAAAUGUUGUAGCCUUGCUUUACUUUUUGAAAAGUUAUUGUAUUUAAACCAACACAAAUAUUAAGUAUAAUACUUCUCUUUAUUAGUGUUGUAUUUUGACAUGGUACAUUUUUCCAGUCAUGGAGAUAAUCAUGGCCAUUCCAAUAUCAGGACUUACAAAAUACCAAUUUAUACCUGGUGCUAACAUCCCGUCCUUUGUCCACAUUCUGAGACAGAUGUAGACUAUUAAAUACAUUGUGGUCCGGUAAAUUGUCUUGAUAUCAAGUGUAGACUGAUAACCUUUAUAGCAUCAAGAUGUCUCUAUUUUGAAAACUGGAUGGGACCAGGAAACCUGGUCUUAAGGCGGACUGGCUAAUAUGUGGACAAGCUCCAGGACACAUGCUCGCAACAGGGUGCCUGCCUUUCCACAUUGAGUUUGUUACCAUGCUACAUAUCGGAAAUUAACCAGUCAUGGGAUGGUCCACCGGAUGUGUUUGCAUGGUGUGCUGAACCACAGCAAAUAAUUGUAUUUGUCACAUGUGCUGAAUACAGCAGGUGUAGACCUGACAGUGAAAUGCUUAGUUACAAGCAUAUAGAAAAAUAAGUGAGGCUAUACACAGGGGAUACAGGUAAUAUGUAAGCAGAGGUAGUGACUUUGCAGUUCAGUUGGAUGUGAACGCUGUAAUGUCCUUUUGCGAUAUGCAAAUUCUGAGAAGUCACUCUGACCUGAAUAAAAGUGCAAUAGCAAUUUAACUCAACAGCUUACUGUAAAAAAAUAAAUUUAUAACAAGGGGUGCUUCAAGUGUAUUCCUUGGUGUGUGCGAGUCUAAAGUUGCUUCCUUAUCCGGCUGCAUCUAGUUUACUGGCUUCGUCUCUAGAGGUGCAUUAAUACUAAUGUCCACAUGAAAAAUCAAGACUACACAAGAAAUCGACAAGACGCUUUUUAACAGCCAAGAAAAAUGUCAAUUUAUUAAUAUAGUCCGAAAGAAACUCCAUAACUCAUGGAGACAUGUUUUUUCCGGUGCAUGUCAUUAACAUUCUGAGGAGAAAAAAAACAAAA